GUCGAAUCUAUCCGACAGAAUAAGCUGAUUAUCUUGAUGCUAAGAAAAACGUCGGAGCUCUCGAAAAGCGUGCUACGGGCAAAUUAAAUAAUAUGGUGAGAGAACUGGCCGUCUCUCCUGAUUUGCUUACACAGUUGUGUCUUUAUUAUUAGUAAUACAAUAAUAUUAUAUGGUGAGAAAUUUGUGGCUCACUCCUAAUUUCGUUAUUUCAGAUCCGAUAAUCCAAACGGUUUUCUGCUGAAUCCUGGAAUAUAUCUGGAAGAAUAUAAAAUGGAUAAAUAUGUUGAUACAAAAUUGGGGUAUUCGUUAAGAUUGAUUUAUCAAAGAAACAAUUUGAGUGAACUUUAGGGUUCCAAUUAAUCUCUGCAGACUUUUUAUAAUUUGAGAGAGAAGGCGAACAGCAAAAAGCAAAAAGCAAAAACAAACAAAAUAGAAAAAUGACUAUUGAAUCACUGAUAAAAGAUGUUGCCAUAAUUGGUGCAGGACCAUCUGGUAUUGCUGCAGUUUACGAGCUAACUCACACCUUACAAGAUGGGACAUCCAUUUUUGGAGUGAAAGAUAUAUCUCCCUAUAAAGACCAAUUAGCUUUUAAAACUGUUGUUGCUUUUGAAAGAAACUCGUCUGUGGGUGGUAUUUGGGGGAAAGCUGUUGCUGAAAAAGCGAUUGAUCCCUCAUUGCCUAGAUUAGAAAGUUUGGCUGAAGACAUAGAUUAUUCAAAACCUGAGAAUAUAUAUUUAAAAUCGAAAAUCCCUGAAAAUCUAAAUGAUUCAAACGAUUAUCAAAAUCCAGUUCUAAUUAAGAGAAAAAUCAACGAUACUUCAGAUAAAUAUCAAUGGAGUGGUUCUGGAAUUUAUAAAGGUCUUUUCACAAAUGUUAGUAAAAAAUAUAUGAGUUAUUCCUUUGAUGAAUAUGAUCUCAACUCUAUUAAGAAUAGACCCUUGAAGGAAUUAUUAGCUGCUGGUGAAGUUGGAGAUUACCUUGAAGAAUCUGUUAAAAAAAAUAACUUGGGGGAAUACAUUAAAUUAAACUCAAAUGUCGAAUACACUGAGAAAAUUGAAAACAAAUGGCAUGUAACCAUUCAAGAAAGAAUAUUUGAUGCCGAAAAUGGCACUGUUAUUGAAAAAUGGUAUAAACAAAAAUUCGAUGGAUUAAUUAUUGCAAAUGGCAAAACUAUUCCUUAUUAUCCAAAGAUUCCAAGUUUUAAACAAUUCAUUGAAAAAAAUCCCAAUGUUGUCAUUCAACACUCAAAAUCAAUUUAUGACCCAGAGAUCUUGGUUAAUCAAAAAAAACUUUUAUUUAUUGGAGGAAAUGUCAGUGCUGUUGAUUUAGUCCAAUAUUGUUUUCCCAGACCAUUAGAUCCUCCAACUAUUUUUGUUUCUAAAAAACAAGAGGGGGAUAAAAAAUUUUGGAUUGAAAAAUGUUUAAAUUCUGGCGGAAUAGUCAAUAAAACUGUAAUUAAAAGAUUUUUACCUGAUAUCAAUGGAGUUGAAUUUGAAGAUGGAUCAAUAGAAACAGACUUUGACUAUAUCGUAUUUGCUACUGGAUAUCAUGUUUAUUAUCCAUUCCUUGAGACAAAAAAUUAUCUCAAAAAGUAUCCCAGGGCAUUAGAUUUUUUUCUUUUUACUUUUUCAGUUGAUGAUCCAACUUUAACUUUGGUGGGAAAUACCUAUGCUGCUUUUUUCUUUAAUAGAAAUGAGGCAAUAGCAACAGCAAUUGCUGGAGUUUGGUCGGGCUACACUAAAGUAGCAUCCCGAGAAGAAGAAGACAAGUGGUUUGAAGAAGUCAAAAGAAGACAGACUCAAGUUUUAGGUCUUCUUUAUGGAGCUGCUAAUAUCAAAGAACAGUAUAUCGAUGUUCUAUGGAAUUAUGCGCCCAAGGGAAGACCAAAUCCUCUAGCUGGAAUUAGAGAGUCUCAUGUUGAAGAUUCAGCCAAUUCUGCAAAUAACAUAGAACAUCUAUUUUUCGCUAUCAAAAACGGAGAGCUAACGCCUCAAAAUGUGUUUAAAGAAAUAUAAUAUAAUAAUAGAUAACAACAAAAAGAACAAAAUACGAUAUUAAUUGAAUUUUAGAGCUUUAGGAAGUGAAGGCUUUGCAACAGCUCGUGUGGCG
This is a messenger RNA of Ascoidea rubescens DSM 1968, 2109 nucleotides long. Its product is annotated as FAD/NAD(P)-binding domain-containing protein. The coding region runs from base 438 to 2015 and encodes 525 amino acids. The record is from RefSeq and is a predicted model, not a curated record. The transcript has a single exon. NCBI's taxonomy places the organism in Eukaryota, Fungi, Ascomycota, Saccharomycetes, Ascoideales, Ascoideaceae. Gene Ontology annotation, molecular function: flavin adenine dinucleotide binding; N,N-dimethylaniline monooxygenase activity; NADP binding.